UUGGUAGAUUUGCACUCCAGUAUGACAUAGGUUGUUUCAUGCUGUGUUUGUCAGGUCUCCAGUCAGCUCUCUCCUCCUCGGCUCCAUCCGUUGCCUCAUUAUGGCCGCUCCAACUUCAAGAAAUGACAAAAUGGUAGCAAUCAACAAGGUCUAUAACAAAGUGUCCUUGUGCUGUCAUUUUUUGCAUAACUAGCUAUGUGUGUGUGUGUAUUUAGUAUGCAGUAUUACACACUGCUGCCCUCCCACACCCCUGUGUAUGAGUUUCAGAGACAAGCCGGCCAGUCAUAACAGAAGAAAGACACCAACUACUCACAUCACACGACUAUACUGCCAAGAAACUCACUAAGGAUCAUCAACACGCCGUCUGUGGACAUCUGGUUCUUUGAUUACUAACUGAAAGCAUUAAACAAGAAAGGAUACCGAGGAGAAGAGGGGACUCCUCUCAGCAACUCAAUCACUGGACUGAAUGUCUGAGAAUAUACUCUGGGCAGCACUGGCUUUUGUCUACUGAGUGCUCACUACCCUCCUCAGGAGAAAGACAAGGAAAAAAACUGAGGUUUAUCUGAGAGACAUUUUUGUUGACCUUAAAGUUUCCUCAGCAACAAUGGCAUCAACUGGUCUUCAGCUGCUGGGCUUGGUCUUGGCUGUGCUGGGUUGGGUGUGCGGGGCGCUGGUGUGCGCAGCUCCUCUGUGGCGUGUGUCGGCCUUCGUGGGUGGAGAGCUGGUGAUUGCUCAGGUGCUGUGGGAGGGACUGUGGAUGAACUGUCUGUCUCAGACCACAGGCCAGAUCCAGUGCAAGACCUAUGACUCCACCCUGGCCCUGCCCAUGUCUGCCCAAGCCGCCCGAGGCCUCACUGUUCUCUCCCUGCUCCUCUGCCUUCUGGCCCUCAUGCUUGGGGUGGCCGGGGCCAAGUGCACUCACUGCAUGGAUGACGAUAACCAGGCCUCCAAAGCUCGGCUGGCGAGGAUAGCAGGGGUGCUCUUCCUCGUGGCUGGCUUGGCCUACAUGAUACCCAUCUGUUGGACUGCCCAUGCAAUCAUCAGGGACUUCUAUGAUCCGAACGUUGCGGCGCCUUUAAAGAGAGAGCUGGGGCCAGCGCUGUACCUGGGCUGGGGGGCCAGCUUGCUGCUCCUGGUGGGUGGCUCCCUCCUGCACGCAGGCUCCUCUCCACCAGGUGGAAGAACGCUGCCUAUUUUGGGAGGAGCAGCCAAAGACAACCCACAUACAGGGGCAGCAGGAGAGGUGAAGCAACAGGAAAAAUCUUUUGUAUGAGAUGAUUUCAUUGGACAUGUGAGGUACAAACAAGUACAGAGGUCACAAUCUCAUCAGACAACCUUCUGGAAACUACAAAGUCACCAUCGAUUAGAGGAUAUUCAGCAGAUAUUGUGUUUUAUAUCUUUCAGACUUUGUAUCUUUGUAUAUGCUUCUUCAAGUAAUAAUAUGGAUUUAAUUACACUUCAAUAAUUUUUUUUUUAGAUUUAUUAAUACAUUUACAUGAUAAACUACAUAGCAAAGGGUUUCUAAUAUAAUUUAUAUCAUUAUCAGAUUUCGGUCAGAGUGGGAGUUGACAUGAAUUGUGGGAGGAUUUAAAUGUUUAGAGGUUUAGUAAUGUGUGUGACUUACAUUUCUUAAAUUCCACUCUGCCUCUGCUUUUGUUUGUGUGUGUGGGUGGUCUGUGUACAGAAGACCAGUGUGCAUAGUAUAUCUUUGUGUGCUGGUAUGUUCACUGAAAACGCGUGGGCAGUCGGAGCGACGCUUGUUUAUUUACUUUUUACAAAUGUUUCUGAGUAUUUGGGGUUUUUAGCAAAUUUACUCUACAUUUUAUUUUUCCAUUUGGAUUUAUUUAUUCUUCUUCCUCUUGUUUAUAUUUAUUUUUACUCUGCAAUAUGUAUUUCUACUGUACCCUUUUAUUGAUAUCAGCUCAAACACCACUGUCCAAGUUUUAGAGCUUGUUUCUUUUGCCUACACUGGAUGAAUUAUGACUAAUGUUUAUGUAAUAUUAUCAUUUCUAGCAUGAGUAGUUUUGUUAUUUAAUUUAACGACAACCAUUUGUUGC
Messenger RNA from Epinephelus lanceolatus (giant grouper), 2057 nucleotides. It is a transcript of the gene cldn31, whose product is annotated as claudin 31. The record is from RefSeq and is a predicted model, not a curated record. Lineage: Eukaryota; Metazoa; Chordata; Actinopteri; Perciformes; Serranidae. Gene Ontology annotation, cellular component: bicellular tight junction; membrane. Gene Ontology annotation, molecular function: structural molecule activity.